AUGGAUAUACAUUCACUCAUGGGAAGAGCUUCGACAAUGAUGUCAGGCAAACGUAAUGAUGAUAGUAUGUGUGAUAGACUUAAUUAUCGAUAUACUGUUGCAAUUUUGGUAAUUUUUGCAAUUAUUAAUAUGAAUCGUUUAUAUACAGAUCAAAUUAAAUGUUGGGUACCAGCAUUUUUUACACCAAACUAUGAUGAAUAUGUUCGAUCAGUAUGUUUUGUUCAAAAUACAUAUUAUAUUAAACAUACAGAUAAAGUACCAAAAAAAUAUGAAAAUAAAAAAGAAAAUGAAAUAUUAUAUUAUCAAUGGAUACCAUUUCUUUUACUUAUUAAAGCAUUUCUAUUUUAUAUACCACGUAUGUCAUGGAAUACAUUUGGUUUAAAAAGUGGUGUACAAAUAUCUGAUCUUGUUGAAUCAUCUUUUGAUUAUAAAUUACCAACAACAGAUGCAAUACAUCGACAAAUGUGUCUUAAAUAUGUUAUUGAUACAAUUGAUGAUUAUUGUAAUGAUCAUCGUCGACAAAUAAAUACACGAAAACAUUUAAAUAUAUUUCAACGAAUUUUAACAGCUGGUUGGUGUUUAACAGGUAUAUAUCUUGGUAAUUAUCUUGUUGUUUUAUAUACAACAACAAAAUUAAUGUAUAUUGGUAUAUCAAUAUUUCAAAUAUUUAUAUUAAGUAUAUUAUUGGGUUCUAAUUUUGCUUUCUAUGGUGUACGAGUUAUUGAUCGUUUAUUUCGAGGUAUUAGUUGGGAUACUGAAACACGUUUAUUUCCUAAAACAACAUUAUGUGAUUUUACAGUACGUGAAUUCGGUCAUCCAAAACAAGCUCAUGAAUAUACUGUUCCAUGUGUAUUACCACAAAAUUUAUUUAAUCAACAAAUGUUUACAUUACUUUAUUUUUGGUAUGCUAUUGUAAUUUUACUUAAUAUUGCCGAUUUUGUUUUAUGGUUAUAUACAAUUUCAUCAGAAAAUCGUCGUAGUUUUAUUUGUAAACGUCUUCAUUCAAAGAAAUAUCCAUUAACAGAUAAAACUAAAGAUCAAGAAAAAAUAAAAAUAUUUGUUAAUGAUUAUCUUGAAGCUGAUGGAUUUUUUAUGUUAACAUUAAUUAAAGAAAAUAGUUCAGAUUUUGUUGCAACUGAAAUUAUUUAUCGUUUAUAUACAGAAAAAUUUCUUGAAAAAUAUUUCAAAGAAACAACAACAACAACCAUUUAUGAUGCUAUCGAUAUAAAACCAUAUGAUGAUUAUACGAAUAAUACUAAACGACGUCAACCUCUUUGUUCAAUGAUUUGUUAA
Messenger RNA from Rotaria sordida, 1293 nucleotides. Lineage: Eukaryota; Metazoa; Rotifera; Eurotatoria; Philodinida; Philodinidae. The record is from the annotation of a GenBank genome assembly.